Molecule: messenger RNA, 2444 nt
Organism: Suillus subalutaceus
Lineage: Eukaryota; Fungi; Basidiomycota; Agaricomycetes; Boletales; Suillaceae
Exons: 1
Coding region: 42-2366 (774 amino acids)
Molecular function (GO): protein binding
Source: RefSeq, a predicted model, not a curated record
GGUUUGGCUAACUAAAGCUCCACUCACGGCUAAAGCCGGCCAUGAGCCGGAGCCGCGGCAACACUAGCCGUGAUGAUCUUGUGGCAGAGUUGACAAACCUCAUCGUCAAUGAUGAGCAUUUGGCGUUGAUCAGUCCUGGGGGCAUGGGAAAGAGUUCUGUGGCCAAAGCCAUCAUUAAUGAGCCGCUUGUCAUGGAGAAAUUUGCCAAUUGGCGCUUUUUCGUGACUUACGAUGGCCUAGAUCCUUCGACCAUCACCUUCGAAAUUUUUAUGACUCGUUUCGCAAGAACCCUUGGCAUUGAGAUCGCCGGCACUGAUCCCAUGCGGCAGAUUUCUACUUUUCUUCGCUCUGCCAGCGCCCUCAUUGUCCUGGAUAAUGCUGAGACCUUUGAAGAGGCCAGUGCAUCGUCGGCACUUGGAGAAAUACCGCCAGCCAUCGCUGAAAUGGCUAAUAUCCCUGGCGUCAUUCUGGUUCUCACGUCACGCAGUAGAAGAAAUGUACUAAACGUGCGAUGGAUUACCAAGGAUAUUCUGCCACUGGACCUGAGCUCUGCUCAAGUAAUGUUCUUUCAAAUUUAUCAGCACGCCAAUUCUAGCGAAACUGAAGAAGAUAUAAAAGGCUUGCUCGAGGAGUUGGAUUUUCAUCCCCUUUCCAUCAGCAUACUCGCAAACGCUGCACAACAAAAUGGCUGGUCUCCAGCCACGCUGCUCAAGAGAUGGAACGAUCGGCACAGCAAGGUGCUCGACGCUGGCCAGGGGAAGCUGCGGAGCUUGUCAGACACAAUGCAGCUGUCGCUCAGCUCGCCAUCAGUCCAGAAUCUCGGCAAAGAUGGUCUUCGUGCUUUAGCCAUUAUCGCCUUCUCGCCUCAGGGUCUCAACGAGGACCUGGCUACUGAUUUAUUGCCAUCGCUUCCGCAAGUCGACACUAUAUGCGAUGUCCUAUGCAUGCAAUCACUCGUUUAUCAUCAAGAUAACUUUAUCAAGGUGCUCGCCCCCAUUCGGCAUUACGUGCAAGAUUCGUUGCAAGCACCUGACUCUGCGUGUUUGCAAGAUAUGUGUACCUUCUACUAUUACACUGUCCGACGGUAUUCAAACAAACGAGAUAGUCAUGCUGAUAUCAUUAUCUCGGAUCACCUCAACAUCGAGCACGUAAUUGGUAUCAACCUUGCCUGCGUCCAAGAUGGCAAUAAAGAGACCUAUGACAUUUGCUGGAGGUUUUUACAGUGUUUAAAGCAGCAUCUACCUCGCCCGACUACUCUUACCCCUGCUAUUUCCAAUAUCCGAGUCGUCGAAAACUCUUCCACGUGGACGCUAAAAGCACACUGCUUGUUGACUCUUGCGCACCUAUACAGCACACUUUCUCAACUCGUCGAAGCAUCGCAGGCUUUUCAAGCUGCCGAGGCGCUCUACCUCACUGCCGGCAACCCCGAGAGCAUGGGGUAUUGUCUUACAAUUCGUGCAGACGCACUGAGAGCUCAAGGUCGCUUUAUUCAGUCCCAAAAUCUCUUAGAUGAUCUUCAGCACUCCGACUCUUGGGAGUCUCUCAGCGAAACAACAAAAGCCCGAGCUCGGAUUGUUAUGGAUAUGGCCCGGAUGUACACAUUCACAGUAUCUGCGGAUGAACUAUUUGUGAAGUCGACGGAAGAUCAUGUCUGGGGCUUGGAUUCCAAGAUUUGGCACUGGCGGGCCAAAUUUUGUCAUGGGGGAGACGCUGUCCAGGUGCACACCCACUUAGAAGACCUGUUCCUGCAAUCCACAAGUACCGGAAAUCUCUUCAACCGCAGGGACGCACUUGACGGGCUUGCACAAAUAGCAGUUUGUGAAGGCAGGUUAUCCGACGCAAUGGAUAUCCUGCAUACGCUUGUAGGGAUUUUUGAGGGACAACAUUCCGAUGACGCCCUUCGGGCCAUUGUGGGAAAGGCUGUUGUCGCGAGCAAGCAAGGGAAUUGUGACCUUGCGAGGAAGCUCAUACAGAAAGCCUCGGAAUCCUUCCCAUUCUUCGUGGUAAGCAAUGCGCGCAUAUUCCUCCAGCGAUCUUACGGCUCGGCAUGCAUCGAGCUCACCGCAGGCGACUGCGACAGGGCCGAGACUUAUUUCACCACUAUAAUCGAAGCCUGCGACAUGCAAAGCAAUCUGCUGCUCAAGGCAUGCAGCACACGUGGUCUGGGGGAGAUUGCAUUUGCGCGUAGUAAUUUUGCUCUAGCUGCGCAGCGCUUCGAAGAGACACGGUCUUUGUGCGUUGAGAUGGGAGUGCCUGUCCAGCAUCUGUACAGUUGUUGCUUGCCACUCUAUACAUUACCAGACAAAUUCAAAGGAUGGUCGUUAUUCCUGGAGGGCCUAUCGCCAUUUGCGAACGAUACUACGUAGAUCGUAUACGUUAUGUAGCCAGCGGGUUGUAUUUCACGAGUAGUUUCGUCAACAUUGAAUUAUAUCUAUGGCAAGGAA